CGAAAGAGAGGGCUGUGGUUGGCGAGGGCAGGCGGGAGGGCCGGGCAGGAAGCGGCUGGGCUGGAAGCUCCUCCCCGCGGAGGUUUCUCAUGUUUUACAGUAAGACUUGUCAGGAGUGGGAGGAGCUGCAGCUAAACUUUGCAGAGACUGACUAGGCGGCUCCUCUUAGCGCAGCUGCUGGAAGCUCCCUACUGUUCCUGGUGGAUGAUUCAGCAAAAAUGGACUCAAAACAUGAUCCUCAUUCAGGCACCUCUUCUGCUCAGCUUGGAAGGUCCCAGCUAAAUGCAGCAACUGCUGCAGAAGGCCAAGGUGAGGGAAAUCGGAAACCACAACCUCCUUCUGGAGGUCCAGUUGCCUUGUCUGCUUUUUCCGCUUCAGGUGCCAGUUCCCCGAACAGUAGAGAGAGAGCUGAGAGGAACGAGACGAUAAUGGAAGAACCAGAAGUGCUCUUUGAAGAACUGCUUGAAAGAGCAAAAGCUGGGGAACCCAAAGCACAGACAGAGGUGGGGAAACGCUACUUGAAGCUAGCAGAAGAGCAGGAUGAGGAGCUGAACAGUUGCAGUGGAGUUGAGUGGUUGAUUCUUGCUGCCAAGCAGGGACGAAGAGAAGCUGUUAAACUGCUACGGAGAUGCUUGGCAGACAGAAAAGGCAUCACUUCAGAGAAUGAGCAAGAAGUGAAGAGAUUAUCAUCAGAAACUGAUUUGGAGAGAGCUGUGAGAAAAGCUGCUUUAGUCAUGUACUGGAAAUUAAACCCAAAGAAGAAAAAGCAGUUGGCUGUUUCAGAACUAUUAGAAAAUGUUGGCCAAGUUGAUGGUGAAGAUGGCGAGAAACAGCCUGGCCCAAUUCCAAAGUCAGUACAGAAACAAAGAAGAAUACUGGAACGACUGGUGAGCAGUGAAUCAAAGAACUAUAUUGCCAUGGAUGACUUUGUUGAAAUAACUAAAAAGUAUGCAAAGGGUAUCAUUCCAAUGAACCUAGUGGCGCUGGAUGAUGACGACGACGAACUGGCAGGGAGGAGUCCAGAAGAACUUCCACUCCGACUCAAGGUCAUAAAGUAUCCACUUCAUGCCAUUAUGGAAAUCAAAGAGCACCUCAUAGAGGUUGCAUCUAAAGCAGGAAUGCAUUGGCUGUCCACUAUUAUUCCAACACACCACAUCAAUGCUCUCAUAUUCUUCUUCAUCAUCAGUAACCUGACAAUUGACUUUUUUGCCUUCUUUAUCCCUUUAGUUAUCUUCUAUCUCGCCUUCAUUUCCAUGGUGAUUUGCACCUUGAAAGUAUUCCAGGACAGUAAAGCUUGGGAAAACUUCCGCACUCUCACUGACUUGCUGCUUCGUUUUGAGCCUAACCUAGAUGUUGAAGAAGCAGAAGUGAACUUUGGUUGGAACCAUUUAGAACCUUACCUUUACUUCCUGAUCUCAGUAUUCUUUGUCAUUUUUUCCUUUCCUGUAGCAAGCAAGGACUGGAUACCAUGCUCAGAGUUGGCGACAAUCUCCGUGUUCUUUAUGGUGACAAGUUACAUGAGUUUGGGCACGAGUGCCGAACCCUAUACGCGGAGGGCGUUACUGACAGAAGUUGCUGCAGGCACCCUCUCCUUGUUGCAGAUUGUGCCUGUAAAUGUGGGCCAUUUGAAAGUCCUGGGGAAAACCUUUUACAGCAUCCCUCUUGGCCACUUUUUUGUACUGAAUGUGAGCAUCCCUUGCCUUUUGUUUUUGUACCUGUUUUAUCUCUUCUUUAGAAUGGCACAGUUGCGGAACUUUAAAGGCACAUAUUGCUACCUGGUUCCUUAUUUGGUGUGUUUUAUGUGGUGUGAACUCUCGGUGGUUAUUUUGCAUGAGUCAUCUGGCAUUGGUCUGAUUCGUGCCUCAGUUGGUUAUUUUUUGUUCUUGUUUGCGCUUCCUAUACUAAUGGUAGGCAUUGCCCUGAUGUGUGUCGUCCAUUUCAUAAAAUGGUUCAUAACAUUAGACCUUGUGAAGAUUGUGGUAACCCUUGUGUUAUGUGCUAUUCCUGUGUUUUUCCGAUGGUGGACAAGGACCAGCUUCUUUGUGGUUGAAGCGUUUAAAUCCCUCACAAAGAGCUCUAUUGUUAAACUCAUUCUGGUAUGGAUUACUGCCAUAAUGCUGUUUUGUUGGUUUUAUGUGUACCGCUCAGAGGGGAUGAAAGUAUAUAACUCCACCCUGACGUGGAAUCAGUAUGGGUUUUUAUGUGGACCGCGAGCUUGGAAGGACACAAAUAUGGCACGCACCCAGAUCUUAUGUAGUCAUCUAGAGGGCCACAGAGUGACAUGGACUGGACGAUUCAAAUACGUUAGAGUUACUGACAUUGACAAUAGUGCAGAAUCUGCUAUAAACAUGCUUCCCUUUUUCAUUGGUGACUGGCUGAGAUGCUUGUAUGGUGAAACCUAUCCAGUGUGUGACCCGAAAAACCUUACCAUGGAAGACGAGGAACUCUGUCGUCUAAAGUAUCUGACAAAACAUGACUGUCACAUGAAAAGGUUUGACCGGUAUAAAUUUGAAAUAACGGUGGGCAUGCCUUUGAACAAUGCAAGUGGAAGUAAGACUAGAGAGGAGGAGGAUGUAACCAAAGAUAUUGUGCUGAAGGCAAGCAACGAGUUUAAUAAAGUGCUGGUUAAUUUGAGGCAAGGGAGUGUCAUUGAAUUCAGUACCAUUCUGGAAGGCCGUCUUGGCAGCAAAUGGCCCGUAUUUGAACUGAAAGCCAUCUCGUGCUUAAAUUGCAUGUCUAAACUCUUGCCUGCAGGAAGGCAUGUGAAAGUAGAGCAUGACUGGCGAAGCACUGUUCAGAAAGCUCUCAAGUUUGCCUUUGAUUUUUUCUUAUACCCAUUUUUGUCAGUUGCAUGUUGAGCUUUAAAUGAAAUAUUUGCCUUGCCACAACCAAAGAGUUGGUUUAAAAGCAGCUGCAACAGCGUUCGAGAUGAAUGCUAAUUGUUUUGAGUACUGCAUUGUGCGUCAUGCACAGUCUUAGUAAUUCCUGUGCUGCAGAGAGAUUUAUAUGUAUGACACUAACUCCUAUCUGCAUACUAAAGCAUGAAUAGUGUUUCCUACAGGAGUUGGCUUCACUAGCUGAUGUUAAAAGCACUUUAUUUUUCAGAUAAUUAAUCACUUACGUUCUUGUAUUCUUAAAGUUGACCUUGUGAGUGACGACAAACCCUAGUGCCAAUCAUGCAGAGGUCCCUCAGAAAAUAUUAACUGUGCCAUGUGGUUGAAUGUCUGUCUACAUUAAACAGAGCUGGCCUGAAUUACACUGCAGGCUGGAUAACCAUUCUGAGGAGGACAGGCUUUCAUCCAGUCAUCAGUUUAACUGUUGUUGGAAGUACUCCUCACUAGGAAAGAAAAAAUGUUGCAUUAAAAUAGUAGGAUGAAAAGCAAUGGGAAGUCUGGCUAAGGAAAAACAAUGUACAGUAUAGCAGUUUGUCCUGGAAGUGGAAGUAUCUGGUCAAUGGUCUGUACUUAUAAAUACAAAUGUGAAAUUAAACAAGGAUUCAAAUCUA
Molecule: messenger RNA, 3505 nt
Organism: Hemicordylus capensis (graceful crag lizard)
Lineage: Eukaryota; Metazoa; Chordata; Lepidosauria; Squamata; Cordylidae
Gene: WFS1
Product: wolframin ER transmembrane glycoprotein
Exons: 8
Coding region: 219-2858 (879 amino acids)
Biological process (GO): endoplasmic reticulum unfolded protein response; calcium ion homeostasis
Cellular component (GO): endoplasmic reticulum; endoplasmic reticulum membrane
Molecular function (GO): protein binding
Source: RefSeq, a predicted model, not a curated record